This is a messenger RNA of Ipomoea triloba (trilobed morning glory), 2109 nucleotides long. RefSeq names its product protein terminal ear1-like. Gene Ontology annotation, molecular function: RNA binding. The coding region runs from base 97 to 1872 and encodes 591 amino acids. The transcript has 5 exons. NCBI's taxonomy places the organism in Eukaryota, Viridiplantae, Streptophyta, Magnoliopsida, Solanales, Convolvulaceae. The record is from RefSeq and is a predicted model, not a curated record.
AGAGAGAGAGAGAGAGUAAUAUAAAUGGUCGCUGUGUUGUGAAGCUCCGGCAGAUUAAACCCCUUUUGCUCUUGUUUUCCGGCCAAGAACCCCACCAUGGACGAUUCCGGUUUUAUCCGAUUUCCGGGCAAUCUUGAUCCUUGCGCUCGAGAAUUUUUCCCGACCAACCCCUUCGGUUCUCUCUUGCCGCCGCCGCCGCAGCCGCAGCAAGUUUAUUUUCCCUAUCCUCCUUACCACCGGUCACCGGAGGAGGGUGUGGGGUACCCUCCACCACUUGCGCCGCCGCCGCUGCAGACCCCGUACCUUCCGCCGCCGAGUCACACGCCCACCCGGUCGCUUCUCAUCAGCAUGCUCUCCCCUGACGCGAGCGAGUCGCUGGUGAGGAGGGAGCUGGAGGUUUUCGGCGACGUGAGGGCCGUUCAGAUGGAGCGGGUGAGGGAGGGCAUCGUCACCGUCCAUUUCUACGACCUCCGCCACUCCCAGGCGGCGCUGCUGGAGAUUCAACAACAGCACAUGCAGCAACAGUACCGUCUGCGCCGUCACUACGAAACGGUUAUGACCCAAAAUUUCUUUCCGCCGCCGCCGGCUCCGGCGGCGGCGGCGGGCCUCAUCGCCGGUCGGGCUGUGUGGGCCCAGUUCACCAACCCCGCCAGUUACGGCGUCGCCGACGGGAAUAAUCAAGGGACGCUGGUGAUAUUCAACUUAGACCCCCGCGUUUCCCCUUCUCACCUCAAAGAUAUUUUUGAAACAUUUGGGACAGUGAAAGAAUUGAGAGAGACACCCAUGAAACGACACCAAAGGUUCGUGGAGUUCUACGAUGUAAGAGACGCAGCUAAAGCACUGUCGGAGAUGAACCACAAGGAAAUAAAUUCCAAGAAAAUCUUGAUUCAAUACAGCCGCCCCGGUGGCUGUGCCUCAAAACCCAACCCCAAAUUCCACACAAGAUUUUCUCACCCGCCGCCGCGGCGCUCCGCCGCUGUUACAUGGUCGAGCAAGAAACCCAACCAGUCCAAAGGAAACCCUUGCGGGUCAGUUCAAGAUUCGAUGGAUUCUCUGUGUAUAAGGAGCAGGAAUAAUAACGAUAAUGGGUUUAAGAAGGGGGGCACAGAUGGAUCAUCUUCUUCCUCGUCUUCAUCGUAUGGUGGCAACACAAAUAGGCGAAGAACAUGGAAAGGGCAAGGAGGUAACAACGUUAAACUGCUGGCCAAGGACCAUGAUCCUCGCUUCUUAAUAAACGAGGAUGCAGUCAUGGAAUCCGAGAGCACAGAUUCAAGAACCACUGUCAUGAUAAAAAAUAUACCCAAUAAAUACAGUCAGAAGCUCCUGCUCAACAUGCUGGACAACCACUGCAUUCACUGUAACGAGCAGAUUGCCGCCGCACACGGCGGCGAUGACCUCCCGGACCACCCCAAAUCCUCCUACGAUUUUGUCUACCUCCCCAUUGAUUUCAUUAACAAGUGCAACGUGGGAUAUGGGUUCGUGAACAUGACCUCGCCCCAAGCCACAUGGAGACUCUACAAAGCAUUUCAUCAACAAACUUGGGAAGUCUUUAACUCCAGAAAAAUCUGUGAAGUCACCUACGCAAGAUUACAAGGGUUAGAAGCACUGAAAGAGCACUUCAAGAACUCCAAGUUCCCGUGCGAGGCGGAGGAGUACAUGCCGGUGGUGUUCUCUCCGCCGCGAGACGGGAAGGCUUUGGCCGAUCCGGUGCCCAUUGUUGGGCGCCCACUGCUCCUCACUUCAACGGAGGAAGAAGAAGAAGAAGAAGAGGAGGAGGAAGAGUCCAACGUGGAAGAAAACGGGUACGGUGGCGCCGGCGCCGGCGAUUGUGGAGAUCUAGGAGGUAAUGAUGACGAUGAUGAAGAUGGGUAGAGACUAGAGAAUGAGAGAAAAAUGGGUAAUCCAAACUAACUAUUAAAUCAAGAUUUUCUUGAUUCUGCUACGAAAGAUUUGGAAGAGGAUCUUGGUGGCCAGUGCGCCGCCCAAUAGCGGUGCUUCUCUCUCAGAACACAAGUCUCAAGUCUAACCUGCCAUUUCAGUGUAGUAUAUUUUAUGUCAUCAUACUCGUGAGUUUACCACUAUAGCUAUUUUAGGCUAGCUAGCUAAGAU